AUGUAUAUAAUAGAUACUGGUUCAUGUUCCAAUGAUGGUGAGAUCAGAUUGGCCAAUGGUACAAUAGAGCAAGAAGGUAGAGCUGAAAUAUGUCUCAAUGGAGUAUGGGGUGGUAUCUGUCAAACUAGUUGGGGUACAUCUGAUGCUUUGGUAUUCUGUAAAGGACUGGGAUACAGGGGACCAAAUCCAACCACAUUCUAUGGUGCUUAUUUUGGUGAGACUGGAGGUCCGAUUAUAUUAAGUAAUAUUGGUUGCUCUGGAUUCGAGACUGGCAUUCAACAAUGUAGCAAGAGUAUACAACCAAACUUCAAUUGCACACAGCAAAAAUCAGCUGGAGUGAUGUGCAAAGACUCUUGCAGCAAUGGUCAGGUGAAACUAAGAGGCAGCAAUGGCCCUAGUGAAGGAACUGUUCUUGUCUGUUAUAAUAACAUGUGGGGCUUAAUAUCAGAUACUGCAUGGAGCAAUGGAGAUGCUAGAGUUGUCUGUAAUACACUUGGAUACAAGAAUAAAACUGCCAAACCUGUAAUUGGAUCACAUUUUGGCAAGACAAACUUACCACUACAUUUUAAGCAUGUGUCAUGUUUUGGCCAAGAGACUAGUAUUAUGCACUGCUCUAAGAUCAUACUCUCACUUAAAAAUGGAAAACUGGCUCUCAACACUGAUGAUGUAGCUGGGGUUAAAUGUAUAGAUGAUGAUGGUGCUGACGAUGAUGAUAAUGUUGGAACAAGGCCUAGGGGCUGCAUUGAGAUCAAUACUGUAGCAUUACAGUGUCAGUCUAAUGGUACUAUCAGAUUGGAAGGUAGUGAGGAGAGAGGGACUGGUAGAUUAGAGUAUUGUUAUAAUGGAUACUGGUCACCAUUCUGUAAGCUGGACCCUGUGACUGCUUCUGUUGUCUGUAAACAGCUUGGAUUCACUAACUACACAGCUGCUUCAAUUAUUCCCACUGAAAUAUCUCAGAACUUCAGCCUAUUUGAAAAUAUCACAUGUGCUGGUACAGAGUCUUCCUUAUCAAACUGCAAGAUUCAUGCAUCAAAAUGUCUCAAAUGGUGCAGUGAAGUUUUAGCAAUAAAAUGUUUCAAUCCUGGUAUGUGUACGAAUGGUGAUAUUAGACUAGUUGAUGGUAUCAUUGAGAAUGAAGGAAGAAUUGAAAUAUGUACUGAUGGAGUCUGGGGAGCU
Amphimedon queenslandica is the source of this 1176-nucleotide messenger RNA. Its product is annotated as neurotrypsin-like. Lineage: Eukaryota; Metazoa; Porifera; Demospongiae; Haplosclerida; Niphatidae. The annotation marks the transcript as partial. The transcript has 6 exons. Gene Ontology annotation, cellular component: membrane. The record is from RefSeq and is a predicted model, not a curated record.